This is a messenger RNA of Xyrauchen texanus (razorback sucker), 5008 nucleotides long. RefSeq names its product solute carrier family 4 member 10b (gene slc4a10b). The transcript is spliced from 27 exons. Gene Ontology annotation, biological process: monoatomic anion transport; transmembrane transport; regulation of intracellular pH. Lineage: Eukaryota; Metazoa; Chordata; Actinopteri; Cypriniformes; Catostomidae. Gene Ontology annotation, molecular function: sodium:bicarbonate symporter activity; solute:inorganic anion antiporter activity; monoatomic anion transmembrane transporter activity. Bases 118 to 3384 code for a protein of 1088 amino acids. Gene Ontology annotation, cellular component: plasma membrane; basolateral plasma membrane. The record is from RefSeq and is a predicted model, not a curated record.
UCUGUCCUGACAGCGUAUUGCCGCUGAACUCGAACCGGAACGCGCUGGUUACGCAUCUUAUCCGCGGACACUACACGCGCACUACACACAGUACAGCUGCUCUACAGGUACAGAAAAAUGGACGCGAAGGACCAAGGCGCACAAAUGGAGCCUUUGCUGCCGACGGUGGUCACCCCUCCUGGAAGACCAAGUGUGAGAAAUGAUGAUGAGGCGGUCGUGGACAGAGGAGGCACUCGCUCUAUGCUGAAAGGCAGCUUUGAGAAGGAGGAGCUUGAAGGUCACAGGACUCUGUAUAUCGGGGUUCAUGUUCCUCUGGGCAGGAAAACUCGCCGGCGUCAUCAUCACCAUGGACAUAAACACAGAAAGAGAAGCAGGGAGAGAGACUCGGGGGUCGAAGACGGACGGGAAUCACCCUCAUAUAAUACUCCCUCUCAGAGGGUUCAGUUUCUGCUGGGCACUGAAGAUGAUGAUGAAGAACAUAUACCUCAUGACCUGUUCACUGAACUUGAUGAGAUCAGCCUGCGUGACGGAGAAGACGCAGAAUGGAGAGAAACUGCCAGGUGGUUGAAGUUUGAAGAGGAUGUUGAAGAUGGCGGUGAGCGCUGGAGCAAACCGUAUGUGGCUACACUCACUCUGCACAGCCUCUUUGAACUACGGAGCUGCAUCAUCAACGGCAUCGUCAUGCUAGACAUGAGAGCCAGUUCUUUGGAGGAGAUUGCAGAUAUGGUGCUGGACCAGCAGGAAGUUACUGGGCAUCUUGAAGAUGAUGUCCGUAAGAAGGUGAAAGAGGCACUUCUGAAGCAGCACCAUCAUCAGAACCACAAGAAACUGGCCAAUCGCAUUCCCAUCGUACGCUCCUUCGCUGACAUCGGCAAGAGGCAGUCUGAGUCAAACUGCAUAGACAAAAACGGUCAGAUGAUUUCUCCUCAGUCUCAGCCCAUCACCACGGAGGUCAAGAGUGAUGUAAGCCGUGAGAACAGUGCCGUGGACUUCAGUAAGAUAGAUCUUCACUUCAUGAAAAAGAUUCCUCCUGGCGCAGAGGCCUCGAAUAUCUUGGUCGGAGAGCUGGAGUUUCUCGACAGGCCUGUGGUGGCCUUUGUCCGUCUCUCUCCUGCCGUACUGCUCAAUGGUCUGGCUGAAGUGCCCAUUACAACCAGGUUCCUGUUCAUUUUGCUGGGGCCUCUGGGUAAAGGACCUCAAUAUCAUGAGAUCGGUCGAUCCAUCGCUACUCUAAUGACAGAUGAGGUUUUCCAUGACGUUGCGUAUAAAGCUAAAGACCGCAGCGAUCUGAUUGCUGGAAUUGAUGAAUUUCUUGACCAAGUGACAGUUCUGCCUCCAGGAGAAUGGGACCCUUCCAUCAGAAUUGAGCCGCCGAAAAAUGUGCCGUCCCAGGAGAAGAGAAAAAUCCCUGCAGUGCCCAAUGGGGAGCUGGCAGAUACUGAGGAACAUGGAGGGCACGGAGGCCCUGAGCUGCAGCGCACCGGGAGGUUUUGUGGUGGACUUUUUAUGGAUGUGAAGAGGAAGGUUCCAUACUUCCUGUCUGAUUUCACAGACGCGCUCAGUCUGCAGUGUUUGGCCUCUUUCCUCUUCCUCUACUGUGCCUGCAUGUCGCCUGUCAUCACCUUCGGAGGGCUGCUGGGAGAAGCCACAGAGGGACGCAUAAGUGCAAUUGAAUCGCUGUUUGGCGCCUCCAUGACGGGAAUCGCUUACUCACUGUUCGCUGGGCAGCCGCUCACCAUCCUGGGCAGCACCGGACCCGUUUUGGUGUUUGAGAAAAUAUUAUUCAAAUUCUGCAAGGAAUAUGGGUUGUCGUAUCUGUCUCUCAGAACAUGCAUUGGUUUGUGGACGGCGUUCCUCUGUCUGCUACUGGUGGCCACUGAUGCCAGCUCUCUCGUGUGUUACAUCACUCGCUUCACGGAGGAGGCGUUUGCCUCCCUCAUCUGCAUCAUCUUUAUAUAUGAGGCCUUGGAGAAGCUCAUACAUCUUGGCGAGACUUAUGCCAUCAACAUGAACAACAACCUCGAAAAACUCACGACAUACAGAUGUUCGUGUAUUGAGCCACCAAACCCCAGCAAUGCCACCCUGCUCUACUGGGAGCAGAACAACAUCUCAGCUCCUGAAAUCUACUGGGAAGCUCUGGAAGUUCAGGACUGCAUUGAGAAGAAAGGAGAGUUUGUGGGCUCUGCUUGUGGGCCUCAUGGUCCUUAUAUUCCCGAUGUUCUCUUCUGGUCCGUUGUUCUCUUCUUCUCUACUGUUUUCAUGUCAGCAUUCCUCAAAGAAUUCAAGACCAGCCGCUACUUUCCCACUAAGGUCAGAUCCAUCAUCAGUGACUUUGCAGUAUUCAUCACUAUUGUUACUAUGGUUCUGAUGGAUUACGCCAUAGGGGUGCCUUCCCCCAAACUACAGGUCCCCAGUGUGUUUAAGCCAACUCGUGACGACCGUGGGUGGUUCAUUAACCCGCUGGGGCCGAACCCGUGGUGGACAUGUGUGAUCACAGUGAUUCCUGCUCUCCUCUGCACCAUCCUGAUCUUCAUGGAUCAGCAGAUUACAGCAGUGAUCAUCAACAGGAAGGAACACAAGCUGAAGAAAGGCUGUGGUUAUCACCUGGAUCUGUUCAUGGUGGCCUUGAUGUUGGGUGUGUGCUCUCUGAUGGGGUUGCCGUGGUUCGUGGCUGCGACGGUUCUGUCCAUCAGCCAUGUAAACAGUCUGAAACUGGAGUCGGAGUGCUCAGCGCCCGGCGAGCAGCCCAAGUUCCUGGGCAUCAGAGAGCAGCGAGUGACCGGCCUCAUGAUCUUCCUUCUCAUGGGCUGCUCCGUCUUCAUGACCUCAGUUCUGAAGUUCAUUCCCAUGCCGGUGCUCUAUGGAGUUUUUCUUUACAUGGGCGCAUCUUCACUCAGAGGAAUACAGUUUUUCGAUCGUUUGAGGUUGUUCGGGAUGCCGGCGAAACACCAGCCAGACUUCAUUUACCUGCGACAUGUUCCUCUCAGGAAGGUUCAUCUGUUCACCAUCAUUCAGCUCAGCUGUCUGGUUCUGCUGUGGGUCAUCAAAACAUCCAGAGCUGCUAUCGUCUUUCCCAUGAUGGUGUUGGCUCUGGUCUUUAUUCGCAAGCUGCUGGAUUUUAUCUUCACUAAGCGAGAGCUCAGCUGGCUCGAUGACCUCAUGCCUGAGAGCAAGAAGAAGAAACUCGAAGACGCUGAGCAUGAGGAUGAACAAAGUAUUUUGGCAGAGGAAGAAGGAAUCGUUCAAGUGCCAUUGGAGGGACAUUACAAGGAUGAUCCUUCCACUGUCAACAUUACUGAUGAGAUGUCCAGAGGUGCAUUCGGAAAUACUUGGAAUGUCGUCAACUCCAAAAAUGAUCCAAACUCAAAAAGCCCACUUUCCUAAACUUGUUGAUGUUGAGGCCCCAACGCCUGUGUAAUAAAAAAGCGCACAAGGAACAUCGAUGGGAAGGUGAAGAGAGAUGAGCAUCUGAUAUAUCUUAUUCACUGUGUACACUGUGUACACACACACACACACACUUGUGCCACACCUCUGCUCCCUGUCUUGUCUUGUGUUUCUACAUUUUUACAUUGUAUCGCAAUGCUAAACUCUUUUUAGUUUAUAGAUAUAGCCUGCUGGUAAUACCAGCAAAUACAGCCAAUACAUGUAUUAUUCUUGUGUGCAAGAUAAAGAGAAAGUGUGUAGCAGAAUUUUACAAUUACUGUAUACGUUUUUUUUUUUAUUGUCUCUGAAGUGUUUUAUAUGUUUUGUAUUUUAAAUAACAGUGUUCCUGUUCCAAUUAAAUCAAACAAUUUUCACUUUCCUAAAGGUUUGGAUAGUUUCAAACAAAGGUUUGGAUAGUUCAAAUUUGUUCACUGAUGUUUAGGUGACGUAUUUACAGUAGUUGAGCGAUCAAUUAAUAAAUCUGCAUAAUGAAUAGCUUAUUUAUGUGUGUCUUUGAGAAGGACACUUGACCCCAGUUUGCUCAAAGGACAAAUGUCCCCGCAGUUUGUGUACUGUUAGACGCUCAAAAAGCAUCUGCUACUUUAUGAAUGGCAUAUAAAAGCUUACUGUAAAUCCUUAAUAUACCUGCAAUAGCAUUAAUAUCAGAACAUUUACUGUAUUUUGCAUUUAUGCAUAGAAAGCAUUGCAAAUCCAUUUUAGCGAUUUCAUAUGUUUUUGCAAUUUAUUUAUACGACGAAUGCUGCUCGUAUAAAAGUGUAAAUAUUACAUCCAUCAGUCUUGUCUAGAUAGAGUUUAUGCCUAUAUUUUCAAGGCUGUAUGUUGAUAAUCACAAUGCCAAAGUGUAGAUGUGUUUUCAUGCUAAUAUUCGAGGCAUCUUUGGAUACUUUCUUCACAAGUAAUUGUUUGCAUUAAGAAAUUUAAUGCAUUCGACGAAUGGGGAGUCUACGAGGACGGAUUACAUUCCCUGUUCACUAAAGCAAUAGUGUUGUAGAAGGGCAGUUUUUACGUAACAUAAAUAAAUCUUUUCAAACGUUUCUGCAUGUUGAGGUCAUACAAUGCAUUAUUUUCAUUUAAACUCUAUAAGCUUCUACCAUUUCUAUUGCUAAAAGUAUUUAUAACAAAAUAGACACGAAAUCAUUUUAAAAUUAUACUAUUGAAAUGUUUUGCUCUUGUUAUGCUUAUUUGUUUCAUGGAUUAUACAGCGUGUUCACACUGGUGGUUUGAGAACAAUUGCUACUCUGUUGUCAUCAGUUUAUUAAAAUAUGUUCAUUCUGACUUAAGCUGAAGUCCUACUGCAUUUUUGCAAUAAUAUGCCAAUUACUUUUCACUGUGUGUUGAUGUUUCUGUAAGUUAUCUAGGUGUGAAAAAUGAAAAUGAAGUAUCACUAUAUCCUCAAGUCUGUGUGGUGUGACUUUCACUGGAAUCUUUUAAUUGUGUUCAUUAAUUGUUUUCGAAUAUGAGACAUGAGCAUUUCCUUCAUUUGCACUUAAACAACCUGUGAGAACAUGGUGUAAAUUUGGUGUAGAGUUUUUAUUCCUCAUAUUUCUUCUACAGUGAAAUAAAA